AUGGAUCGUCGCGGCUCGGCGGUUACACCCCUCGCGCUUCGACUAGUAGCAGUCUUACUGAUCAUCACUGUCGCCCCCGCCGCCGCUGGCCGGCGGAUAGACUCAUCCGGUACAACGACAAAUGCCGACUCCGCCUCCGCUGGCAGCGCGACCUCCCCCGGUAGUACCGCGACCUCUGUCGACGCGACAGCUGGCGCGGCGGCAUCGGACCUCUCGGAUUUAGCGGUGGACGCGAAGACGCAGGCGGAGAUUAAAGCCCUCGCGCCGCUGAUGGGCAGCGCGGACCUGACGAGCGUCGAUAAGCCGCCCACGCGCGCGUCCUACUUAACUAAAGACGCGUUCGCGGUGGCGGUGCGCAAGUGGAUCGCGCAGGUGAAGCGGCGCGUGCAAGCGGGGGGAGGCGGUGGGAAGGGGCGCAGUGGGAAGGGGCGCGGUGGGAAGGGGCGCGGUGGGACGGGGCGCGGAAUGAGCACGGGUAACAGCGCGCACGGAAACAUCACCGUUGGUGAGAGAGACACUUGA
This is a messenger RNA of Closterium sp. Naga37s-1, 522 nucleotides long. Lineage: Eukaryota; Viridiplantae; Streptophyta; Zygnematophyceae; Desmidiales; Closteriaceae. The record is from the annotation of a GenBank genome assembly.